Molecule: messenger RNA, 15070 nt
Organism: Cinara cedri
Lineage: Eukaryota; Metazoa; Arthropoda; Insecta; Hemiptera; Aphididae
Source: the annotation of a GenBank genome assembly
AUGAAACUGUUCAAAGUAGAGUAUUUAAGUUCUUGCACAGUAAAUAAACGUCUUACAAACCCAAUGAUUCCAUGGAUUAUUGCGGAAAUCAAGAAAAAUAAUUACAAAAUAAAAGUAAAUAUACCUUAUUUAUAUAAAUUAUAUAGGUAGUAUGGUUAUUAUAAAUUAUUUUUACCUAUUAUUACAAUUACAUUUUAAGUCUACACAUUAAAAUAUAUAUUUUCGUUUAGUGUGUUUUCUGAUUAGUGACUUAUUAUAAUAUAUUGUAUUAUAAUAGUAACCUAUUAUAAUAUAUAGGCACACAACUCAUUACAACCCUUGAUGUAAUCAUUUAGUAGUUAAAUAUUUUAUUUUAGUAAUUAAUUGAUUCGGUUGUUUUAAUGACAAGGAAAUAUUAGUCAAAGUUAUUUAGUUUCAGAGUUUCAAAGUUUCUCCUUUUUUAGUGGUAGACGAUUAUUAUAAUAAUUAAAAAACCGGUUGAAAUCUGAUCUAGCUACUGCAUUUUAUUUAAAGUAAACAAAAUAUGAACACCUUAAAAAAUACACUAACCUUAUGUUUUGAUGUAAUGGUGUGGAACAAAUGUAACCUUUCAAAUUUGUCAUAUUUGUAUUAUAUAUUUAAAAUGUCUAUUAAGAGUAGUAUUAAUGGACUAAUUUACAUGACUGGGCAACAAGAUGUAAGCCCAAAUCAGAAUUAUCUAAAAAUGUAAAUUCACAGUAACAGGAUCGAGAAAAGGGCUUAAAUCUUAAAUCCAGGAGUUUAAAAAUUCUAAGUAUGAUCUAAAUGUUUUUCAAAUAUUUAAAAUGGAGUGUAGGUAAGUGUUAGAUUGGGUGGGGCUAAAAACUAAAGAGGCUCAUAAAAAAUAAUGCAAUUAUAUACCUAUCUUACAGCCAAUUUGAACUACGAAUAUGAAAAAGUUAAUUAAACGAUUUAAUUAAGUUAAUAAUCCUUUUGUGCUAUAUUUAUUAUUUAACUUAUUAUUACUUCAUCUCCUUCACCUUCAUCCUAACUAUUUGGGAUUGGCCACCCUCGUUUUAAAUAUCCAAUUGACCUGAUCUCCCACCUCAGAUACACCUGCUGUCCUCGCAGCAUUCUCAAUCAUAUCCAACUACCUUUUUUUCAGUUUUAAUUUAUUAUUAAAAAUUAUUAUAUAGUAUUGUGAAAAAAUUAAUUGUAUAUUAUUAUUUAGAAUUUUAUUAUUACUUAUUUAUUUCUACGUGAUUAAUAUGAUUUUUAUCAACAUAGCUAUUAUACUUUUAACAUCCAAUAUGGCUAGCUAAUGGAUAUAUGGCUGCAUUGGUUAUAAAAAUCAGAUUUAAAAAUAAAACAAUGUUUAUACGGUGUGUUUCAAAACAAACAGACUUUGUUUGUAAUCAUAAUUUAAUUAAGUAUAUAAUUGUUUUAAAAUAUUUUCAAUAUACGAUAUAGGUAAUUAUUUUACAAUUUCUUAAUUAAUUUGCUCAUUGGUCAAAUUGUCCAUGUAAUGAACAUAUUGCUUGUAACAUACAUACUAAUAAAUUGCACACAGUAUGUUUUUCACCAAAAAUGACAUCGAAUAAAAAAAUAAUAAUACACACACUCAAACGUCAAUUGGUAUCUAUUUUAGCUUGAGAAUUUUAUUUAUAUUUUAAAUUAAAUAUUAUAGAGAAAUGCAGUUUAGGACUAGUGUUAAAUUUUUGAAUUUUUUUUAUUUAGGUAUUUUAAGGCUAUGAAUUCAAAAGUGUUUAAAGAAAUUGUCACUAUUUUAUAUUCUAAGUGAAACAAGGAAUGUAUUGGUUUUACAAUGAUAUUUUAUUUACUUUUUGUUUUAUCUGUGAACAACUUUUCUACCAGAAAUAUUGUCCUCAGAUUUUUAAAUGUACUACCUUUUCUAAAAGAAACUUUUAUUUAUGCGAUACUUUGAGGUGGUUACUUUUUUAUUUUUCAAGCAGUUUUUAGAGUAUUGAGAAAAACAGAAAAAUGUAUGAAAUAUAUUUCAAUUUUGUUUUUUGUUAUAAUUCAGUUAAAAAUAUUCAUAAAGACUUGAAACUUGGAUGAACAAAUUAUAUUUGACUUUUCUGAAUGUGAUAAAAUAUUCAAAACAUUGAGCCAUUUUUGAGCUAUUUAUAGACAUUUAAAUUUUAUAAAAUGAUUAGACCAAACAGAAAUUAUUGAAAAUUUAACAAGAUUUUUCAUUAUAAAUCUUACGUUGUGGUAAAAAAAAAAAAAAAAAUUGAGUGCAAUGUAUAAUUUUUUUUAUAAGAAUUUUAGUUUCACAUUUUGAGGAAAAUCAUACAUACUGUAUCCUUUAAAAACAUGUAUAACCGAACUCAGCUUAGAAUUGUUUUUCUGUUAAAAAUGAUUAAUUGUUGGUUACAGAUGUACAUUAAAUUGUUGUCUAUAUCCUACUUUACCAACAUUUCAUCAUUGAUUUUUGUAUAUAAUGUAAUCAAUUAGUAUUAUGUAUAAUAGUAGGCGAUACAUCACUAUAAUACUAACAUAGUCUACAGUCAUACUACUAUCUAAAAAUCACUAUAAUUUCUAAAAUAAUAAUUUUUAAAUAAUUCUGAUUGCACUGAUUGUUUAAAAAACCUCGAUCUUUAAAACAUAUAACUGUAUUUUGAAGUUUUCUUGAUAUAACUUCCGAAAAAAAAAAAAAGAGAAUGAUAAUUUUUCAAACAUUUUUGAAUUCAGUAUUUUUAAUAACAUAUUUUAGAAAAUAAAAACAAAUGAAAAACUAGUCCUGAUGCUAAACUGUAUUUGAUCCAUUAUACAAUUUAUUACUUAAUUGUGUUGUGUACUGUGUAUAAAGUUACAUUAAAUGAAUUAAACUUAAAAAUUAAAUAUGUGAAAAUCUUCAAGAACCAGCUUUAUACUGCACAAUCAUAGUUGAUAUUUAUUUUCAUUUUUUAAAUAAUUUAACUUAUAUUAUUGUUUUGAUAUUAAAACUGAAUUUGGGUAGGUAGUAAUGCAGUUUCUUUAUACAUAAUUUAAUGUUACAUUACUACUAAUACUACAAUUUAACUAUUAUUUUAUUGUUUACUAAAUAAUUUUUUAUUAUUGUAGUAAUUGUAGUAUAAUUUUGUUUGAAAUUACAAAUUAUUUUAUCUUUUACAAGGUUAGAAUUGGAGUGGAACAUUUAAGUCUUGUUGUUUAUGAAAAUUGGGACUGUAAUAACAAGUUGAUUUUUCAACAUGAACUUAAAUGUAUAACUAGACUAGCAUUUUUAAACAAUGAUGUUGCUACUUUCUUCUAUGCAGUUAGUGAUAUAGCGGACGGAAAUAAUGUAAAUUGUCAUGUUUACAUUACAACUCAACCAGAUGAAGUAAGAAAAUAAUAUUUAAUGUUAAUUAUAUAUGUACUGGUACUAUUAGAGUUUUAUCAAAGUAAAUUUCCCAUUCAUUAAAUUGUUAUACAAUAAAAUAUAUCCAAUAUUUUAAAAUAAAUAUUGACUUUUACAACUAAAUAUUUUGAUACAAUAUUAAUACUUAUUUACAAACCAUUUAAAGAGUUUCACCUUGUACUUACUACUUUAUUAAAUAUAAGUUUAAUUAUAUAAAUAUCAUGUUUACUGUCUAAAAUAAAAUACUGAGUUCUGCUUUAGAGUCCAAUAAAAUAUGUUUUAGUACAAAUAUUAAUACACAAAUAAAUAAUUAGCUAAUUAUGAUUUCCUUUACAAUAUGUAGUUCUUUAUAUUUAAAUGUUGAUUUAUUUGAAUAGUUUACAUUUUUAUCUAUAAUUAUUAAUUACAAACACUUGUAUGUAGCAAGGCUCCGUAAUUAGAUUCCAAUAUCUCCCCACCUAUUUUAUAUUUUUAUAGAAAUGUUUUUUGUAAAACUAUAUAUAAUCUAAUACUGUAAUUAGGGCCGAUAUAAAUAUUCUCUAAAAACUUAUUAAAUAUGUAUGUAGUUUUUACCUAAAACUCAAUAUAUGUACCAUUAAAAUGCUUAAUGAUUAAUGAAUUCAAAAUUAUUGUAUAUAUCAAUUUUACUGUAAGUCUGUACAUGCUCAAAAAAAUUAAUAUUUCAAAGAUUAUGUAUAUUUUUUUAUUUUUAAUAUAUUAUAUUUCUUUUUGGAAUUUUUCUUUAUCUGAAAAACAAACAAAAAUAAAUUUUAAUGAAAGAAAUUUGAAUUCUUACUCUAUUUUAUCUAAAAGUUAUAUUAUCAGCUCACUUACUGAAUGCUGACAGCUAGACAUACAAGAACUGAUAUUCUAUAAAUAGUAAGAAUAAGGGAGAGAGAGAGAUUAAGAUAUAUUCUGAAAUUCCGUAAUUUUUAAGAUUUUCAUCAAAAUUUGAUCUAAAUACACUCAUUAAAAAAAAACUAUUGCAUGCUCAACUUUGUUUUUUAGACCACUUAGUACUACUUUUAUUAUACCUUGUGUUAAAUUUUCAAGUAUUUCUCUUAAUUCAUACAAUUUUAAUAACAGAUACCUAUUAAAUAAAAAUACAUAUAAAAACUUAAAACAUUAAAUACCUAAAAAUAUCCAAGAUAUUUUAAGAAUUUUACUAAAUUUAUAAAAGUCCAAUAUAUAAAAAUUUCGUGAAAACUAUAGGUUUUUACAAUAAUUUUUAUCUGAAUAACAUCAAAAUCUCAAAUGCCAUACACUUUGCUGUAUUUCCUAGGAUUUUUUCCCGGUUUUUUUUAAUUAUUAGAAAAAAUUGUACAGAAAAUCAAUCAACAACCUUCUUGCUCACAAACUAGACAACAUUUUUUUUUAGAAAAUAUGCCGUUCUUGAAAUUUGAAUAGUUUUCUGGUAGAAAAAUAUAAUUUUAAAAGUUUUAAAUAAUGAAAUAGUGCCGUAAUUUGAAAAAAUUGUGUUUUCUGUCUUUGAGGUUUUUUAAAUUAUUAUAAAAAAUACUAUAGAUAUCAAAAAAUUACUUUGUCGGUCAGCUAUAUAACAAAAGGAACAAAAUUGAUCUCUUUUCAUAUUUUGAUUGGAGUAAUAUUUCUGGUAGAAAACUGUUUGUAAAAAAGAUUUAUAAUGCUAUAAGUAACCUCAGGAUGCACCAUAAAUAUUUGCAUUUUACCUAUAAUUUUCUUUUCGGUUUUUCCUAAUUGUUCAGAAAACACCUUGAAAAAUCAAAAAAUGACUUCUCUAAUGCACCAACUAGAGAAUUUCAGAAAAAGUGUUACACUUUAUAUAUUGAAAAUUUGUCUAUAGACAGAAAAAUAAAAUACAAAAACACAUAUCAUAGUAAAACCAAUAGAUCCCUCGCUAUGCUCCGAUUAUAAAAUUGGCACAAGCAACAUUGAGUGGGAUAGCUACGGAAUAGAACUGAUAGAAGGUAAAUUUGUAUUCGUAUAUAUUCACUUUUCUCUGCAACCAUCUACUAGGUGUAUGUUGCCAAAAAAGGCUUACUAAUAUAUUCAAGUAACAACAGAAGUGUUAGAGUCAAAAUGUUGGAGUGGGUAGGUGGAUAGUACAGGUACUUAAUUUAGUACAUCCAACAUGGUACUUGGGUUAAUUGUGAUAAAGGCAGGGCUGCACCGCCCUCUAGAAAUCUGGAUGAAACAAAAUUAACACAUUUAUUAUUAGGAAGACAAUAUUUUUUAUUUUUAUUAUUUUCAUUUAAUACUGUACACAGGUAAAGUUGUAUAAAUAUAAUUUAUAGUAGAUACAAUACAGUGUACUAUUUUAUAUGUCGAGGAAAAUUCAAUUUACUUGGUACCUAAGUAAAAUCUAUUUAAAAUGUAUGGUAAUUAUUCUUGUUUAUUAUUGUUUAAAAUGAUAAAAAUUAAAGAUUGCAAAGUUAUAAAGUUAUUAUGGUAUUUGACUGAUGGUUUUACUUUUAAAAUCAAAAAAAUAACAUUGAAAAUAAUAAAAGUUAAAAUUAUGACACUGGUUAGUUAUAUGAAUUAACGUAAUUUACUAUGGCCAAGGACAAGGUGAACUGGUAUUAUAAUAUGGUAAAUAACUACAUGUUGUUUAAAACAUAUAUAUAGAAAAAUAAAGUUUUAUUAUUAUUCUAAAAGAUAAAUAAUUUGAAUUUACUUGAGUUAUAUUUAUUUAUAAUUGUAUAUUAUUAUUUUUAAAAUUAAAAAUAAUGAUUUUCUUAUUCUUAUAUUAAAUAGUUUAUACCAUGAUCUAAACUUAACUACCCCAGUUCUAUUAUUUUGUUUGCUAUUUAAAUUGAUUUUAAAUGUUGAACUAUCAUAUUAACCAUAUUUAUAUUUUUUCAUUAUAUGGCAUGGUUCAUUUUAUCCUCCUUGACAUUUAAGAUUCUAAUAACAAUAUAUUUUUCAUAUAUAUAUAUAUAUAUAUAUUGUGUCCCAUUAAAACGUUAUGAUUAAAAUAAUUGCUUUAUAGUAGUAUGUACAGUUAACUACUUUAAUAAUUUCUGAGAAUAUUUAAUUACUUAUUAUUGCUUAGUAAUUAUUACGAUUUUACAUUGUGGUUAAUAACACAAUUCAUAACAGUGAAAUGUAUUAAUCAAUAAUAAGUUACCAAAAUAUUGUCAAAACAAAAAAAAAUCAUAUACAUAUAUGUAUAUAUAUAUAUAUAAAAAAAUAUAUAUCUUAAUAUGAUUGUGUUUAGUUUAAAUUUUAUUAUUUCAUCAUUACAUUAAUUUAUAAUAAAUUUAUAUAGGUAGGUACCUAAAAUAAAUUAAACACCUGAUUAUUAGCCAUUGAUUUAAUUACCUACUGGUCAUAGGAGUUCAAUUAAAAUGCAUCAAGUAACAUUUAUUUUUAUUAAAUUCAUAAUUUUACUUUAUAGCAUUUUACAAAUUAUUAUUUUUUAAACAAUAUAUUUACAGUAUAUAAUCAGUAAUUAGGUAAAACUUCCUACCUAUUCAAAAAUAAGUAUUAUAUAUAAAUUCAUGGUUAAAUUAUGAUUUGUUGCUAUUUAAUUUAAUAUUUUGAUAGUUCAACAUAAAAUAUAAUUAAAAAUCUUAAACCACUCAUUUGUUCAUUAAAAAUAUCGUAUUAUGAGAUAUUUUUAUUACAUUAAAAAUAAAUAAAAUUGAUUUUUACUUAAUAUAUAUAUAUAAAUGUACUCACUUUGACAUGUUUGGUAUAGACAUGGAUUACAAUAUUUUAAAAUAUUGAGAUAGUAAUUUAAUUAUUAGCUAUGAAAAUUAAAUUAUUUAUUUUUAUUAAUUUAUAUACUCUUCAAUAUCUAUAUAUUUUAAUUGUGAUGAUUUAAAUACAUUUCUAAAAAAAUGUACACUUGUUGUUCUUUACUGGUUUAGUUCUAAUUAUUAUCCAACAUUAAAUUAGUACGAUUCAGUAUUAGGUAAAUACAAAUUGGUUUAUUCAGUAAACAGUAAACUAAAAAUAUAGAUAAUAUUAGUAUAUUAUGUCAUCUGUAUGUAUAAUAUAUUAAAUAAAAAUGAAGAAAUGAUUUUUAGGAAAAAAAUAAAAAUUUAAUCCGUACUAACAGAAAAUGCACCCAUUAAAUAAUUUGGAAAGAGAAGUUAAAUUUAUAAUUAUUGUUUGUAUAAUAGAUAGUACUUAUUUUGUUUUGAUGUAUGCUAUACUGUAUUUAAAUGUAUAGACAAAUUGAACACCUUCCAACUUCUAAAUAUAGAAUGUCUAGAAAGUAUUUUGUUUUGUUCGGCAAUAAUUCAUUUGUUUUAGUCAAUAGUAGACUAAAUAUAUUGAAUUAUUUUUUUUAUAAAUUUUUUGUAGGUAAUGGAAUUAUUUUCCACAAUGAAAGAAAAUUCUCAUAAAUCAUUACAAAGUAUUGGACGAUCCUUAAGUAAUGCACAGACAUUGACUUCAUUGUGUGCUGAUAUAUCUCCUAACUCUUCUCAUUUUUUCGAGGUAAUUAUGAAUACAUUUAAAAAUAUUAAUCCAAUUACAACUAAAUCUAUUGAAUAUACUAUAAAACUAAUAAUUGAAUUGUUUUAGACAACGUUUUUCCACUCAUAGUUUGAAGGUUAAAUAAAAAAAAUUAUCAAUAUAUUAUUUUAAUUUAAAAUUGUUAACUUUCUUUUAAAGAAAAUAAUAUUCAUGUUAAAUGUUUCAGGUUCUAUAUGUUAGUAAAAUCAGAAUGUCACAAAAAAAAGUCCCAAAUUCAUUCAUUGACGAUGCGCUAGAAAAAUUUCGACUGCACGAAUUAGAAAAAAGUAAAAAGUCAUGUAGUACUAACACUUCAAGAAGAGGAUCCCAAAUAAAUGUAAAUUUAAUAUUUUUGAUGUAUAAUAUUGCAGUUUAUUAGAUAUUCUUUUAAAAAUAAAAUCAAUCUGUAUUUUUAUGUUACUUUAGUCUUCAGAUCAAAACACAACCUAUCUUUCAGAUCAAAGACGAGGAUCAAUGAUAAUUUUAUCUCCUGGGAUUGAAAACCAAGGUUAUUCCUCCUUUGGUACUGAAAAACAAAAUAAAGAUUCACAGUAAAUAAAAUUGUUAAAUAAAAUUGUUGUAUUUUGAUCUAUGUUGAAUGAAACAUUUGUUUUGUUUUUUAGGAUUACUAGAACUCUUUCUGGAUCAAUAAAUAUUUCUACUAAAAAGCUAGAAAUUAAUGUAUGUAUAAUUUGUAUUUUUAAAAGAACAAAUUAAUAUUUGUUCUUCUUUAAUUAUGAAAUAUUUUAAUAUUAUAAGGGACAAAAUAGUAAUAUAACAGAAGAAAUUAAUCGAACAAUGGUUUUUCAAAUUGGCCGAAGUGACUUACGAUUAAUAAGUCCAGAUCGUAAACAAAUACUUUUACAUAAACAAUUAAAAGAUAUUAUUCAUUGUGUACAGGUAUAACAUUUUAUAAUAUACAUUUUUAAGGGCAUUAUUAAUUAAAAAUUUAAUCAUUUCUAGGGUGUUAGAAAUCAAUUACAUUUUGGUUUUACUUGUAAAGAUUCUUCAUCAAUUGAAAGUUGUAUUGGAUAUAUUUUUAAAUGUGAAUCAAUGUCCGUUGCAAAUGAAUUAGUUACAGGUUUUUAAUUUAGAUUAAUAUAUUUUUAGUAGAUGAAGUACAAUUUUUGUUUCUCUUUGUCAUGAUUUUUCUGAACUUUUGCAUUUGUUUUAUAGGAGGUUGAAGUACAUAUUUUUAUUUCAGAUGAUUUAUACCAACAGUGGGUGGGAAAUAAAAUAUAGUACCCAAUUUCUGAUUAUAGUUUUUAAGCUGUGUGAAUUUAUUGUCAAAUUAUUACAUAGAUCAAUUUGUAGGAAGUCAAUUUUCAAUUUGAAGACUUCCAAAUUAAAAUUCUUAUGAAUUAACUAUAGUACAUCUGUAUUUGUUUUAGCCAUUAUUUCCAAAUUUUAAACUGAAAAAAUAAUUUCCCUAGUAAUUUGACAAUUUGUCUUAUUUGUCAAUUUGUUCAUUCAUAUUUUCAAAAUUGUUAAAUGUUCGUUAUAGUAAAAUUACCACUGUAGAGAAAUUAUUGUAUUUAAAGUUUUACUAUAAUUAAUUUACUAUUUUCUGGUUUUUCUAUUAUUAAAUUGUAUACAAUUAAUUUUCUUUGAAAAUAUAAGCAUGUUGUAUUUCAUCUAUUCUUAGAAAUUAGAUAUUUACUAGUUAUAGAGAUUCAAUAAAAGAUAAAAAUAAAUAUUAAUGUAUUUUAAUUAAAUUAUUACUAUAAUUAUUUAAUCAUUUAGCAAUUAAUCUGGCAAUCAACAAUACAAAUGAAACUUUAAAGAAAGAAAAACAAGUUAUUAUAUCUUGUGAACAUUGUCCUAUGGUGUGGUUUCACAAGUUAUGCUCCGACAUAGAAAGUAUGUUUAGAACAUUAAAUAUUAGCUUUAAAAGAAAAUUAAUAUUGAUAUUGUCAUCAGAUCUAAAUGAACAUAAAAUUCAAACUGUAAUAUUUAAACAGUUAGAUUCAUUACCAGAAGAUGAUCAAGAAGUUGUACUUACUAAGUUACACGGCUUAGAAACAUUAAGUAAAAUAAGCCUAAAAGAACAAAAUGAACUACUUAUAAUGUUGUUAAGAACACAUUGUGAAAGCAAACAAAUGAGACACGUUCACGAUUCAGCUGAAAAUAGGUGCUUAUAUAAAAAUAAUUGUAUGUGUGAUUGUUUUUCUACUAACAAAUUGAUGUUGGUUUUUAGGCAUGAAUUUUUAAAUCAAUAUCUUGGCGGGAAUACAAUUUUUAUGAAAGCUAAACGAUCUCUUACAAGUUCUUUUGAUCAACUGAUGAAAAGAAGAAGUUCAAAAGAUGAUUUAGGAUUAACAGCUUCUACCAAAGAAAAUUUUUUACCGAACAAUAUUUCAUUUUCCAAAGUAAUUAAGAAAUAAAAAAGUUUAAAAUAAUUAUUUCAACUUAACUUAAAAUACAUAAUAUAAAUAAAUAUAUGUUGUAUUUUAUUUUAGGAAUCUUCUCCAAAAUCUGAAAUUAGUUCAAAAUUAUUUGUACAGCAGUCAAUUUCUAAUAAUAAAUCACAAAUUAAUAAACCUGAAGUUAAUUUGGCUGAAACUAAAUCACAUAGCAGUCCAGCUUCAAUGAUGAAUAUGUUAGUUAAUACUUAAAUAUUAAUAGAAAAUAAAAAUAAAUAUUAUUUCGUAAUGUUUAAUUAUUAAUUAUUCCAAUGUUUUAGGUUUUUAAAAGUUGGCCAAUCUCCAAAAUCGCCUACCAUUUCAACUUCAGAUAAUGAUUCUGAUGAACAAAAUGAUCCGAACCCAGGAAGUUGGCGUCAAGCAAUUUUUAAAAAUGUAGUCACCCCUAACAAACAAACAAUAAGUAAUACAAAUCUUAAAAAAAAUAGUACUUGAAUUUUUAUUGGAUCAAAUUUUUUAGAUACUCAAAAUGUUAAGAAGUUAGAUGCAGCAGAUUUAAGAAGAUUAUGGAAAAAAGCAAUCAAUCAGCAAGUAUUAUUAAUUCGUAUGGAAAAAGAAAAUGCUAAAUUAAAAGGUAGUUUAAACUUAAAAAAUAAUUCAAUUCAUAAUUUUAAUUAACUAAUAAAUGUAUACAAAAUUUAGAAAGACAAGAAGAAGCUACUGUUAAAAGAAUAAAAUUAGAAUAUGAUGAUAUUUGUUCAUCGACUCGAGAAUAUUUAGGUGUUUGGGAAUCCAUUAUCAAUAAAGAGAAUCGUAAAUUUGAUGUGAAAAUGUUACGUCAAGCUAUAAGGCAAGGUAUGAUGGCAGAUGACAAUUCUUAUAAAAAUAAAAUGAAGAAUAAUUUGUAUAUUUAUUUAUGUAAUAUAAGGUGUUCCAAGAAGUAGAAGAGGAGAUGUUUGGAUAUUUUUUGCUGAACUGUAUUGUAAUACAACCGCUCCUUCUCCAAUUGAUUUCGAGAAGUUUCCAAAUUUUAAUGUUCCUUAUGAACAGUUGUUAAAACAGUUAACUAAACAUCAACAUGCUAUUCUUAUUGAUUUGGGUUUGUAAAUGAAUAUUUUUUACUUCUCUAAAAUAUAAGGUUAUUUACUUAUUUUUAUAGAUUACAAUAUAUAUAAAUAUUUAAUUACAUUUUAAAUUAAAUAUAAAAAAGUACACAUUUUUCAUAUUAAAUCUCAAAUAUGAAUAAAGAAAAAUUUAAAAUUAUGCUUUUGAAUUAAGAUUGAUGGCAAACAAUUCUAUUGUCUUAAGUAGCAUAACAUUUAGAAUUUUUGUACUUGAAAAUUAUUGUUUUAAUAAAAAAUCGUUAAAUGGUUUAAAUUAAAUGGAAUUUUACAAACCUCUGUUUUUUAUAUAAUUUAUAUGAAUUAUCAAAUUUUGCAACUUUAAAGUCCCAAAAUUAAUAAUAAGUCCUAAAUAAAUAAUAUCUUAAGCGGACAUGAUACUGACAUAUAAUAUGUUUUUUCAGUUUUAAAAAUGUAUGACAUAGGUACCAAAUUUUUGUUUAGCAGCGACGACAUUUUUAUAUUAUUUUUAAUAUUUUAGUGUAUUGAUUUAUUACCAAACUUGAAUAAAAGAAAGUUAUCUAUAUAAUUUAGCUCUAUUUUCUCAUUAUUUUUAUAUUGAAUAUUAAAUUGUGAUAUUUCACAUACUCAGAAAAAUAGCACCAACGUUACAUACAUUUUGUUCUUUUAUUUAAUAGGUCAAAUUUUCCUAAUAUUAAAACUGUUAACAAUAAUAGUGUCUUUGCUAAAUUCAAAUUUUCUAUAUUGUAUGUUUGUAAAACUGAGAUGACACUUGUGAAUAUCACAUACUCUUAACUGCUUUGUAGUCAGAUAAUCUAUUUAAUUAGAACUUUUUAUUAUAGAAUAUUUUUAAAACAUAAAAUUUGUAGACUGUAUUUAAAUACAAAUUACAUUUUUAGAAAAUAGAGAAACUCUUAUAUAUAAUCUUUUAUGAUUUAUAUUUUUUAUAAUUAUACAUUAGGUAUACAAUGUACUUGUUUUUGUACUAUUACUAGUAUUUAUUAAAAAAAGAAAAUACAUUUUUUUUAUUGAUCCUUACAUUCAUAAUAAUUAAAUUUAUUAUUAUGUUUUUAAGUACAUAUUGUAUUUGAAUGAUAAUACUUAUUGUUCAAUUGAAUUAUUGAGUAUGUAAUUUGUUUUGUCAAAAUCAUAGGAAGAACAUUUCCAAACCAUACAUAUUUUAUGUCACCUUUUGGUCCUGGACAAUUAGCUUUGUAUAAUUUGCUUAAAGCAUAUUCUUUAUUGGAUCCAGAAGUUGGCUAUUGUCAAGGGCUAUGUUUUGUUGCUGGUGUUUUGCUAUUACAUGUAAAUGAUUGUAUUAAUUAUAUGAUGAGUAAUCAUAAUAUAAUAUAAAUGGUUUAUUUUAUAGAUGUCUGAAGAACAAGCAUAUAUGAUGCUAAAGCAUUUAAUGUUUAGACGUUCAUUAAGAAAACAGUAUCUUCCCGAUAUGGCAGCCUUGCAAGUUCAACUGUACCAAUUAUCUCGACUUCUUCAUGAUCAUCACCCUGACUUGUAUGCUCAUUUUGACAAUUGUGAUAUUCCACCAACUUUAUAUGCUGCCCCUUGGUUCUUAACAAUAUUUGCUUCUCAAUUUCCAUUAGGAUUUGUUGCCCGUAUAUUUGGUAUAAUAAUAUUUUUUUAAUUUUGUAAUUGUUUACUUAAUUAAUAUAGUUAUAUAUUAUCUAUAGAUAUACUUUUUUUUGAAAGUAUCGAUGUUUUGUUUCGUGUAAUAUUAUCAUUAUUAACAUAUCAUAAGGAUAAUCUACUUGCUUGUGAUGGAAUGGAACAAAUAAUGAAUUAUAUAAAAAGUGAUUUCCAUAUAGUAAAUAAAGAAAUCAUCGAAAAAAUUAUUAAACAGGUGUGUUAAAUAAUUAUAAUAUUUACUGAGCUAGUUGAAUUUAUAAUUUUUUAUUAGGUAUUCACAACUGAUAUAUCUAAACAACUAAUGGAAUAUGGAGUUGAGUAUCACGUUUUACAAGAAGAAUUAUCUACACCUAGUCCAGAAUUAAAAAAAAUUAAGCAUUUGGAAGAAAUUAAUAAAGCAUUAACGCAACAAAAUAAAAUUCUUCAUGAACAACUAGAGGUAAUAUAUUUGGCUAUUUAAUUAAUUUAAAUACCUUCUCAACUGUUUAUAUAUAAUUAUUUAAAUAUAUAUUGUAGUAAUAUAUGUUAAUAUCAUAGGAAUUAGGCUAUAAGUUUGUUAGUGGUAACUGAAAAGUUUUAGUCUUCUUAUGGCCAGCUUACCGACAAUACGUGUGUGUGUACUACUCUAUGUACCAUUGCUGUUUUCGUUAUAUUUAAUUAUGAGUAUUGUACCUAAUUUAUAAUAUUGUAAUUGCCAACUGGCUAGUGUGUACAUUUUUCCAUAAUACAAUUAUUAGUCAUGUUAUUGGUUAGUUAACUCGUAAUUAUUUUGUUCGAGUACAUAGUGUUCAACAUUACUAUCCUCAUCCAUCAACUAAUGUUUAAUAAUUCCAUUGUCCUCUUACAAUAUAUAUAUAUUAAAAUAUUGUUUAUAGGAUAGAUUAGAUUAGUGGUUUUUAACCUUUUUCGUUCCUCUACUGAGAUAACUGACUGCUAACACCUCCCACAGCAAACUAUAGGCUUGUUAUUUCCUAAUUAGUCUUUUGCUUUUGCCUAAUGUUGAUAUUAUUUGAAUCUUUUAUUUCUUUUUAUAUUUGUAUUUUUUUAUUAUAGUAAUCUUGACCAACCCUGAAUCACAACCCUAAAUUUGGCCCUGUCCACAACUACUCUGAUUUCACAAUAAUAUGUAUCACUAGGCCACUGGUGCUUUUUUAUUUUUCCAUCAUUCUGAAUUUAAAAGCUCACUAUCCCCCCUGAGGGACUGCAUUCGCCCUGGGGAAGAUUUAUCUCGCACGUUAAGAACCACUGGAUUAAGUAGAUAAAAUUUUUAUGAACCAAACAUUCAAAUUUUUGUUGAUUUAACUUACAAUAUGUAUAAUUAUAAAUUACAGUAAAACCUCCUUAUAACGGUCUCUCUAUAAGGCGGAAAUCUCUUUAAAACUGAAAACAACAGUUCUUUAUAACCUAUAUUCCAUAUAUUUUAGUCUCACUAUAACGGAAAAAUCAGUUGGUCUAAUGAACUCCAUUAUAAGGAGGCUUUACUUUAUACAAUUAUACAAGUUUAAUAUACUGACUUCUAAAUUGUUUUAAAUUUAGAUUUGUAUUUACAUUAAAAUAAUUUUGAUUUUUAGAUAUCUAUAACAAAUAAUGGUCGGUUGGAGAUGAACAGAUCUUCUAAUAUUUCAGCUAUUAAUCGCUUGGAAAGUGAAGUAAAAAGUCUGGAAUUUACAGUAGCUACGUUAGGAAAUUUUUUAUCUGAUUUAGUUUAUACUCAUUCAGACAUAGAGAUACCUACUAAUGUAUUAGGUUUAAUUUCACAAAUAAAUAUGUGCCAAAAUCGACAAAUUGACAAUAAGCAAACAAAUAUUGACAAAUUCUUUAGUAAACCCAACAUAGAAAUACCAUAUAAAGUAAAACCUAUAAUAGAAAAAUCUUUAUCAGAUUCUAAAAAUAUGUUGAGUAAGUCAAUCAAAGAAGAAGUGAAUCAAGAAGAUGUUAACAAAAAAAGCUAUUUAAAAAACUCAAAAAGUAACUAUGAAUUAUUUGCUACAAAUAGUAAUAUUAAUAAUAAUGGAUUACAUCCAUUGGAUUGUAAAGAUGUCAAUGUAUGUUAUUCAGGAGUUACACAAUUACGAAAAAUUAAUCCCAUUAGGAGUAAUAGUGAUAGUCAUUUUAUUUUACCAAAUAUUGUUGCAGUAGAUGUAGAUAGUUCACUUUGUAAACGGGAUAGUAAUGACAAUAUCCAACACAAUACUUCUACCAUUAAUAGAAAUUAA